Naegleria fowleri is the source of this 558-nucleotide messenger RNA. RefSeq lists its product as uncharacterized. Lineage: Eukaryota; Heterolobosea; Eutetramitea; Acrasida; Naegleriidae. The record is from RefSeq and is a predicted model, not a curated record. The coding region runs from base 1 to 558 and encodes 185 amino acids. The transcript has a single exon.
AUGAGCAGCCAAUCAUCACCAGAAGCCACCACACACUCGACCACCUUUACACCACUCAGACAAUACAACUCCGAGACUGGAAGAAUACCCACACUCUACUCUACUUUCCAUAAGGAAGAGAUUCAAAGGACGGUUGAGGAAAAACAACGAUUAGGACAAUUGCCAAAAUCCGUACCAAAGCCUCUGAAUCCUAUUCAGAAACUGCUCUCCUACGUUCCUCCAAUCAAGUAUAGAUUCGGAAGAGAAUUCUUUAAAUUUGCAUGGUAUCUCAUGUAUCCCUUCGGAGUGGUGUUUGUUAUUUCACAACCAGCCAUCAAAGAAUGGAUUGUGUCGAAAAUGCCUGAAACAAAGAGCUACAUGGAUGAAUGGGAAGCGAAUCGAUCGGAGGAAGAAGUUCACUUGGCAGAAGAUAUGAAACAAAACGAACUAGGAAAUGCCAAUCACUACAAUUUGUAUUGGCAAGAAAAAGCAAAGAACGACGAAAGAGUGAAAAAGUUUUUGGAAAUGCAACGCGGCAAAGUAGAGGAGGAUAUGAAAAGCAAACGAGUGAACGAAUAA